Messenger RNA from Brassica napus (rape), 804 nucleotides. RefSeq names its product protein YELLOW LEAF 1, choloroplastic-like. Lineage: Eukaryota; Viridiplantae; Streptophyta; Magnoliopsida; Brassicales; Brassicaceae. The record is from RefSeq and is a predicted model, not a curated record. The coding region runs from base 145 to 606 and encodes 153 amino acids. Gene Ontology annotation, cellular component: chloroplast. The transcript has 4 exons. Gene Ontology annotation, biological process: chloroplast organization; thylakoid membrane organization.
AAAUAUUAUGACAAUUUUAAGACGUGGCGUCUCUCCACUGGAUGCAAGUUGACAACAACUAUAAUUUAUCUAUCUAUCGGUCACCUGCUGCUGCUCCUGCUUGCAUCCUCUCUUCUUCCUCCACCGUCGUCAAGCUGCUCAACGAUGGCUAUGGCGGCGUCUAUCCUCCAAGCUUCUCCGCUUUCGGUGAAUAUCAACAAAAACCUGCGGAUUCGUAGCUCAGGGUUGGUCGGAGGAAUCGAAAGACGAGAUAGAGUCUCCUCGUUAAGUGCGGUGGGGAUGGGAUUGGGUAGUCGAAAGCGAUCUCUUUUGAUAUGCAACUCCGCCGCUAACGCGAAGUGCAGUGAAAGUCAAGGUCAAACACAGACCGUUACUCGGGAGUCUCCGACAAUAACACAAGCUCCUGUCCACUCUAAGGAGAAAUCACCAAGCCUGGAUGAUGGAGGAGACGGGUUCCCACCGCGAGAUGAUGGAGAUGGAGGUGGAGGAGGAGGCGGUGGUGGCAACUGGUCUGGUGGCUUCUUCUUCUUUGGUUUUCUCGCUUUCUUGGGUUUACUGAAGGAUAAAGAGGGUGAGGAGGAUUAUCGAGGGGGCAGAAGACGAUGAUGAUGUGUAUGCUUCACUGGAUUAGUGUUGUUUUUUGCUGCAUACGACUUGAGAAUCACACUUGCUUAUCUUAGAGCUGAAACAUACAUGGUCUCGUGUUGUAAUGUCUCUUGUUGGUCGGUAUUUAAGCUUUUCCAAACUUAUUAUAUGAAACACAUUUCCAACAAUUCACACAAAUUUAUGAUGUUUUGUUACCUC